Molecule: messenger RNA, 1593 nt
Organism: Brassica oleracea var. oleracea
Lineage: Eukaryota; Viridiplantae; Streptophyta; Magnoliopsida; Brassicales; Brassicaceae
Product: probable splicing factor 3A subunit 1
Exons: 3
Coding region: 72-1292 (406 amino acids)
Biological process (GO): regulation of alternative mRNA splicing, via spliceosome; mRNA cis splicing, via spliceosome
Cellular component (GO): U2-type prespliceosome; U2 snRNP; catalytic step 2 spliceosome
Molecular function (GO): RNA binding
Source: RefSeq, a predicted model, not a curated record
AUGGUACAAGUGUUUGGUCUUCAUCGCUAUCUAGUUGUUGUUGAUUAUAGACCUCAGAAGAAGAAGAAAAAAUGUUGAGUUCAAGGCAGAAUGGUCCGAUCCAAGCUCCGGAGGAUCCAGAAACGAGAGAGAUUGUGGAGAGGACUGCAGCUUUGGUUGGGACACAUGGGUUGUUGAUGGAGAGAAGGUUACUUGCCGUUAACGUGAACGAUGAAAGGUACGAUUUCUUGAGGAGCCGAGAAGACCACCCUUAUUAUGAUUUUUACCGGAGAAAGGUUGUUGAACACGAGCUGACUCCAGAUGAUGAGCCAUCAGGGGAUCUUCUUCUAUUUACGUGCCCUCCUCAAGGGAUCACUCGCAAGGAGUUUGGUGCCCUUAAGCUCACAGCUCAGUUUGUGGCUCGCUAUGGCAUGUCUUUCUGGCGGGAUUUGAUUCAUUGUGUGACUAUGAACCCGAACCCUCUGUUUGAGUUUGUCAAGACAAGUGACAUCAACUUCAGUUUACUCCUCCGGCUUGUUGAUGCGUAUGAGAUGGCGUUGGAACCUUACAAAAAGAGUUGUUUGCAUAGAACUAAUCCGAAGGAGACCGUUCUUGAAGGUUUUUUCUAUCUUGUUCAAGGGGAAAAGCAUUCUGAGGAGGUUGGAGUGCAGUUGGCUACCAUUGAUUUGCAUGCUUUUGUGAGUGGUCUUGAUUUUAUUGCGAGCAGGGAGGUUGGACAGCUGUUACCACCUGGAGUCCUUUCAACACAAAUGCGCUCCGGUGCUCUUCCACCUAGUGAUGAAGAUGAUGAUGAUGAUGAUGAUGAUGAUGAUGAUGAUGAUGAUGAUGCAACACUAGAGGUUCAUCAUCCUUCUCCUGAAGAGCAUCAGUAUUAUCCAUUAACAUAUCCUCAAGGUAUCACGCCCAAACAACUUGGUAUCAUUAAGCUCACAGCACUGUUUUUGGUGCGCUAUUCGUGGGGUUUCUGGGUGGGAUUGCAUACGAGAUUGAUUCUGAAACCUCACUUGCCGUUUGGGUUUUUAUACUCACCUGAUAGGAGCUACCACCUUCUUUUCAAUUGGCUUACCAAUGUGUAUGUGGGAGUAAUGCCUGCCCCAGGUCGUUUGCGGCUUAGCCCUGCUGCUAGGGAGAUCAUACUUGAUGGUUUCUUCUACCUUCUCGAGGAUGGAUCGGACAUAGCUACGAGUGAUUUGCAUGCUUUUGUUGGUGGUAUUGACUAUUUUGCGAAAAGGGAGAAUUAUGAGAAGUCAGCUCUUCUUCCUCAGCAUCCGCAGUCAUACACUUUCAGGUAACUUAAGUGGAUUCUCUGUGGGGAGGGGGACAACUUGCGCAUUACAAUGUGGUGGGAGCAGGAUAAAUCCAAACUUGUUGGAAAUCGCUUAUCAAUCUCGUUUAAUCGUAUUUAGUAGUAGCCCAAUAAAAACUAUCUUCUGUACUGGAUCAAGUUUGUGUUGGUGUUGUCUCUGUAUUACUUAAAACAUUUCUGUUAGCUCAAGUUUGUUUUGGAGUCAACGUGUACUGGUGUCUCUGUAAGCCUCAAACAUAUCUUUUAACUUAAGUUUGAUUAAUUUGGAGUCAACGUGUUGUCUUGUC